AUGCUUCGUCGACCGGCGACGGUUGGUCGCUGGCUUCGGCAGGCGUCGUCGACCGCGUUCCCAGCGUACGGGUCCAUUGGCGGCGCAUACACACUCGCCAACGGCCACGACGUGCACUAUACAUGCCACGGGCCGUCCACAGCAGCGGCGACGGUGGUCCUCCUGCAUGGCGCACCCGGGUCGUUCAAGGACUUCAAGUACCUCGCGCCGCUGCUCGUCGAGACGCUGCCGCAGCUCAACGUUCUUGCACUCGACUUGCCUGGGAACGGCCGCACAAGCGGCGAUGCAGCCGGCGGUCAAGCGCACAUGUCGUCCGAGACGGUGGCGACAGCGGCCACCGAAGCCGUCAAUGGUCUGCUGCGUGACAACCAGCCGGUAAUUUUGCUCGGGCACUCGUUCGGCGGCCACACGGCCAUGCAAGUGGCGGCAGCUACGAGCCGGGAUGUGCGCGGCCUCGUGCUUCUCAACUCGGUCGGCCUCGACCGGCGCCCGUACGAACGGUUUGCCGCGCCGUUUUCUCGCCUCCUCCGCACCGACGGGCUCCUUCGCGAGCUCGUGAUCGCCGUCAACCACUGGCGCUACAUGAACAUAUUCAAGUUUCCAAAGAAGACGCCAAUGGACGACUUGACCUUUGCGCUGCAGCGCCUUGGGUCGAGCGACUUUGACGCGAUUGACGCUUGCGUGACGCAUCUCCGCGCCAAGCAGCUGCCAAGCAUUGUCGCGUAUGCGAUGGACGAUAUUGUCGUGCGACCCAACGUCGGACUCGAAUUGAGCGAGCGCCUCGCGGCCGACGUGCACCUGGCGUACCCCGUCGGUGGCCACAACUUGCAGAAAACCCAAGUGAAGGAUGUUGUCGCGAAUGUCGCGACGUGGAUCACGACCCGCCUCGGACUUUAA
Saprolegnia parasitica CBS 223.65 is the source of this 897-nucleotide messenger RNA. RefSeq lists its product as hypothetical. Bases 1 to 897 code for a protein of 298 amino acids. The record is from RefSeq and is a predicted model, not a curated record. Lineage: Eukaryota; Oomycota; Saprolegniomycetes; Saprolegniales; Saprolegniaceae. The transcript has a single exon.